AUGGAUCCUAACCCCUAGCUUACCCGAUGUAGUCUGUAUCUAACCUAGCAAAUCUCUCCAGGAACAAGCAUCUCGGCCAACGCAGAUAACUUAUCAUCGUAGCGCGUUCUCGCUGGCUCGAUCAGGUUUGGUACGCGGGUAUGUAUACAUAUCUUACGAAAGGGAGAAAAAAGGUCUUGCUGCUGUGGAACCGCAAUCCUCGCGGUUUUGUUUAAUUUCUCUUUUGAUUGGACGGGAAAGACCCAAAACUCGAAAAAUGGCGACGACAGCGACGACGACGACGACAGCGACGAGGUCUAGGCUGCGGGAGUAUUUCCAUACCGAGUAUCAACCUGGAGAGCAGAAACUCGUGCAAAAGAUCGAUUUCUUCAUCUUGACCUUUUGCUGUUUGAGUUACUUCACCAAUUAUCUAGAUCGCUCCAACCUCAGCAAUGCCUACGUCUCGGGUAUGAAAGAGGAUCUGGGCUUCGUAGGCGACCAGCUGAACCAGAUCAACACCUGCUUCACCGUCGGCUACGUGAUCGGCCAGAUCCCUGCCAAUCUAUCGCUGCACUAUAUCAAACCGCGAUAUUUCUUCCCGGCCUGCAUGUUCAUCUGGGCUUGCUUGACCAUGGUCACGGCCUCGGUGCACAACCCGCAGAGCAUCAUGGCCAUCCGCUUUUUCCAGGGCAUAGUCGAGGCUACUACCUUCGUCGGCACCCACUACAUCCUCGGGUCCUGGUACACGGAGCGCGAGCUGGGGAAGCGCUCUGGCAUAUUCACUGCCUCUGGCCUGGCUGGGACUAUGAUUGGAGGCUUUAUCCAGACGGGCAUUCACUCCAGUCUGGACGGUAGAAACGGCCUCCGUGGAUGGCGCUGGUUGUUCAUUAUAGAUGGCAUCAUCACGUUGCCAGUCGCACUCUACGGUUUCGUCUUCUUCCCAGAUACGCCAUCAACAACUGAGGCUUUCUACCUUACCGAAUCCGAGAAGGCUUUGGCCGUAUCUCGCGUGCCACCGGUAGAAGAUCGAUCGCCAAUAUCUUGGGCCUUCUUCAAAAACUCCUUCUCGUCUUGGUUCUUCUGGGGGUUCGUUGUGCUCUGGAUCAUUGCUGGCGAGACCGAAUCUUUCAGCUCAAAUUCUCUGCUGGCCUUGUACAUGAAGAGCCACCCGACGACGAAAUAUACGGUCCCUCAGCUGAACAACUACCCUAGCGGUGUGCCUGCUAUUGGUAUUAUAUCAACCUUGUUCUGGGCAACGCUUACAGACUACCUUAAUGGGAAGCGUUAUCUUGUCGGUUAUUUCAUUGGCAUCACAGGCGUGGCUACUUCUGCCAUAAUCCUAGCCGCUUCCAAAGACCCGACGAGUUCGGCAUCGACUUCUAUGGUGUUUGGUGCUUAUUACUGGGCGGGCGCCGUGUAUGCCUGCCAGGCUACCUUCUUCGCCUGGGCCAACGAUGCUCUCCGCUACGAGGAUCAAAUGUUCCGAGCUGUUGUUCUGGCUGGUAUGAACCUGGGAAGCAACGCUGUGAACGCCUGGUGGAGCAUUGUCUUUUACGGAGCGUCGAUGGCACCGUGGUUCACUAGGGGAAUGUGGGCUAUGAUUGCCGUGUCUAUCUUGUUAGCACUCUGGACUGCCGGGCUGUCUUACACGACUGCCAAACAUGAAAGGAUACGGAAAGCGGAAUUCGAGCAAUCUGGUGCCGAUGGCCGCAAAAGUGUUACCGAAUAUGCAUGAUACUUACGGCCGAGGGCGUCUCGAGAGGCUCGGUACUUAAUAAUAGUAAGAUGGAGUGUUACUACUACUACUACUACUACUACUACUACUACUACUACUGUUACCAUUAGCGCUCAGGAUUAAUGGGACCACGAUUUAGGAAACCGAAGACAUGAUAGGGCGAAGGCUCAUUAUUAAAAGAAAUGACAGUUAAUCUGACAGACCUCGAAGAAAGUCCCAGUUUUUAUUGUUUCUUGAGCAUAUGCCCAGGGUAUUGAUACGGCCACAAAAUAUUCGAAUUGGCGAUGCUUGAUUAUCGAGGAUAAAUCAGUUCGACUACACAACCCGACGACUCGUUGUGCCCAACGGAGUAUGU
Molecule: messenger RNA, 2069 nt
Organism: Daldinia decipiens
Lineage: Eukaryota; Fungi; Ascomycota; Sordariomycetes; Xylariales; Hypoxylaceae
Product: MFS general substrate transporter
Exons: 6
Coding region: 257-1714 (485 amino acids)
Biological process (GO): pantothenate import across plasma membrane
Cellular component (GO): plasma membrane
Molecular function (GO): pantothenate transmembrane transporter activity
Source: RefSeq, a predicted model, not a curated record